Austrofundulus limnaeus is the source of this 1761-nucleotide messenger RNA. RefSeq names its product interferon regulatory factor 3 (gene irf3). The transcript has 11 exons. Gene Ontology annotation, cellular component: nucleus. Gene Ontology annotation, biological process: regulation of transcription by RNA polymerase II; immune system process. Gene Ontology annotation, molecular function: RNA polymerase II cis-regulatory region sequence-specific DNA binding; DNA-binding transcription factor activity, RNA polymerase II-specific; protein binding. The coding region runs from base 246 to 1634 and encodes 462 amino acids. Lineage: Eukaryota; Metazoa; Chordata; Actinopteri; Cyprinodontiformes; Rivulidae. The record is from RefSeq and is a predicted model, not a curated record.
AGGAAAACGAAACCGAACAGUCGGAGUUUCCCGAGAACUCUGAACCGCUGCAACACAGGAGUCACCCGGCGUCCYAGCACAGUAUUUAAGGAGGCUACAAACCGACUGACGGCUUGUUAGCUUCAGUUUGUCUGAAGGCAGCUACUGCCGACAUAUUUCGGGUAUUUKACCUCGAGAACAAGUGCUCGCGAGCUCAACGAUUAUUAGGUACGUCGAUCAAAACAGUGCAGUGGGCACGAGAGAAAAUGGCUCAUCAAAAACCACUGUUGAUUCCAUGGCUGCGGGAUCAGAUUGACAGCGGCAGGUAUCCAGGUGUCCAGUGGACGAACCCAGAGCAGACAGAGUUCUCUGUUCCGUGGAAACAUGCUCUGAGACAGGACUCCUCCAGUACGGAUGUUCUCAUCUUUAAGGCCUGGGCUCAGGUGAGCGGCAGCCAGCCUCACGGAGACCCCUCGAUCUGGAAGAGAAACUUCCGCAGCGCCCUCCGAGUUAAAGGCUUCGAAUUGGUGUCAGAUUCCAAGAACGACGCCGCUAACCCUCAUAAAGUCUUUCGCUGGCCGAAGGGGUCGGUAUCAGGAGCUGUCUCUGCUGCUGGAUUCCAGAAGCUGGAUGAUGCCAGUUUUGUUGAGAACUUUGAUGCACAAAAUUUUCAUGUGCCCUUCCUCGARGAAGACAUCUUCAUUCCACAAGGCAUUGUGAUUCUAGAGUACCCAGCUGGUCAUGAUAAUCUCCAGGAGUGUCUAAAUAACUUGAACAUCGGUCCUGGAGCAGAGGGCACGGCAGGCUUCGAGUUCCCGUCUGAGCAGCAACAGCUGCAGGAUCAGUUUGUGAUUGGUGGACACCCGUUGCCUGGGCAACAGCGGGAUCCAGUAACGUUUGAGGGUGCAGCCGGUGAAACUGGGUUGCCUGAGCAACCAGUGUGUCCAAUGGAGGGAGCUGAGGGAGGGGGCUACCAAGACGGGCAGUACGCGGCACAGUUCCUCCAAACAGUGAACGAGACCAGAGAGGGAGAUAGUUUCAAGACUCAUUUCAGGAUAACGGUGUACUACAGGGGGGUAAAGGUCUCUGAGCAGCUGGUUGAGAAUGAAGCUGGAUUCCGACUGGUCUACAGGCCUGAACUCAACCAUCCAGUUAUGGAUCCUGGGACGGGCCUUUCCCUGGUCUCUCUGCCACAACCUAAAGACAUUCUGGAUCAAACCCAAUCUAGGCUGACCGAAAGGAUUCUGGAAAUGCUGGGCAACGGGCUGGAGCUGCGGGUCUCAGGUUACGUGGUGUACGGCCAGCGGUGCGGCGAAACCAAAGCCUUCUGGAGCCUCUCUAAGUUUGAUGGCAGCAGACGGCCGAGAGAGAUUUCUAAACUGCAGCCAGAACCACUUUUCCUGCUCAGGGACUUUAUCAAAGGGAUUAUUGAUUUCAGUAACGGAGGUGAGUGUCCUCCCUGCUCCCUGUUCUUCUGUCUCGGGGAGAAGUGGCCUGACCCAGAGAACAGACCGCUGGAGAAGAAACUCCUCUCAGUUGAGGUGACCUUAACAGCAGCAGAGUCACUGAAGAACAUAGCUGUUGAAGGUGGCGCCUCCUCUCUGCAGUCUGUGGAACUGCAGGUGUCACUUGAAGAAAUGAUGGAGCAGUGUUGAUGUGUUUACCUGCAGAAUGUCUUUGUUUACCCUGUUUGUGUUCCGUAGUUCUGUGAAGAUUGUAAGUCUUGAUUUUACAAACAGAUCAUCUCAGAUCAAUAACGUGUACUGAAAAUGCUGCUGGGAU